Paraglomus occultum is the source of this 2375-nucleotide messenger RNA. The record is from the annotation of a GenBank genome assembly. Lineage: Eukaryota; Fungi; Glomeromycota; Glomeromycetes; Paraglomerales; Paraglomeraceae.
UGAAGGGUCUCCCAAAUGACCUUACCGAUGCAAAGUUUCGCGAACACUUUGCUGCGAAAGGCGAGAUUACCGACGCCAAGAUAAUUCGCACUCCUGAUGGCAAGUCUCGUCGUUUCGGAUUUAUCGGAUAUCGUACAGAACAACAGGCCAAAGACGCGUUAAAAUACUUCAACAAUACUUACGUGUACACCUCUAAAAUUAUAGUUCAAUUUGCAAUACCUGUAGACGAUCAGUCAUUGCCUCGUCCAUGGAGCGCCCACAGCGUUGGAUCAUCCGCUUAUAAAAGAAGACAUGUAACGGAAAAUACGCAGCCUGUAAAAAGUGAAACGACCAAACAGCAUGGAGGAAAUAGUAAAAGUGAUAAAGUUUCAGUCACAGAGGAUAAAAAACUCAAAGAAUAUCUUGAAGUCAUGCAGCCGCGAUCUACAUCUAAAGUAUGGGCUAAUGAUGACUCGAUGACAUUGACUGGUGCAGAGGAUAUGGUUGUAAAAGUUGGUAAGGAAGAUGAGUUAUACGAAGAUUUGCCCAAGAAUAAAAGUAAUCAUGCUCCGAGGGCAAAAAGGAAGAUCCCUGAGGAUGUUAACGACAACGUAGAGCAGGAACAAGACGAUGACGAGCAUUCGAACAAUGACAUCAUGGAUAGCGGUGAAACAAAUAAGGACUUGUCUUUGUCUGAUAUGGAUUGGCUCAAAUCAAAGAUGCGAAGGAAACUUGAUUUGGAUGAAAAGGAGGGUGACGAUGUUUCGGAAAGCUCAAGCGAAGGAGCCUCUGUUCUCUCAGAGAAUGGAUCAAAUCAUAGUUCGGCCAGUGAUCAAGCAGAUGGAUAUUCUGACUCUUCAGAACGAGUCGAUAAUGAUAUCGUUAAUGCAGAUGCAAGAGCGAAUAUGGCAAAAAAUGACAGAUCUCAGGAAAUUAUAGAAAAUAGCAGCAAGGCGACAACUUCAAACGAAAUGACAGUUCAAACCGAACAAAAUGUGCCCGCUGAAGAAACGAUAGCGGAAACUGGCCGACUGUUUAUUCGUAACCUCCCAUACGUCUGCACCGAAUCUGAUCUCCGCAACACUUUUAAUAAAUUUGGUCCACUUGCAGAGGUUCACAUGCCGAUUGACCGCAAUUCGAAGAAACCUAAAGGGUUCGCGUAUAUACUUUAUCAUAUUCCCGAACACGCUCCAGAUGCAGUGGCAGAGUCAAUUGCACAUAGGCUGAACGUUAAGAAAUCAGAUAUUCUUAAUCCCGAAGUUGAUAACAUGGCUGCUAGAUUGGCGUUGGCAGAGACUCACGUGAUACAAGAGACCAAAACAUUUUUGAAAGAAAAUGGGGUAUCACUAGACGCUUUUGCAAACAAGGAAAGAAGCGAUACUGUUAUUCUCGUAAAGAAUAUCUCUUUCAACACUACAGAAGACGAAUUAAAAGAGUUAUUUGGGUGGUAUGGAGAUCUUGGACGGGUUCUUCUUCCACCUGCUAAAACCAUUGCAAUAAUCGAAUUCCUACAUCCUACCGAAGCCAGAUCAGCAUUCACGAGUCUAGCGUAUCAAAAAUUUAAAAAUUUACCCUUGUAUCUAGAGAAAGCACCGGUCAACGUUUUCCUUACUACACCAGAGGCCACACAACCUGUUUCUGCCAGCGAUAUUGCUGAGCCAAACUUGGGAGAUGAUAAAGAGGAUUUAGAAGCAGAGGCAGUAGCUACACUAUUUGUAAAGAAUUUGAAUUUUAAUACUACUGAAGACGAGCUAAGAGAAGUAUUUAAGAAUGCACAAGGUUUGAAAAGCGUGAGGAUUAAGAUGAAAAAAGAUCCGAAAAAUCCGGAAAAGUAUUUGAGCAUGGGCUUUGGGUUUGUCGAGUAUGAUUCUGUGAAAAACGCAAAGAAUGCCAUGAAAGCUCUGCAGGGUUUUGUGCUUGAUGGUCAUGCGCUUCAGUUGAAGUUUUCUAGCAAGGGCGUAGACCCUGCUCAGCAAAGACGUGAAGAAGAUGCAGCAGCAAAGGCAAAGGCAGUGUCGACCAAGAUUAUUGUUAAGAAUGUUGCCUUUGAAACUACCAAGAAAGAUCUAAGGGAAUUAUUUGGUGCAUACGGUCAGAUAAAAUCACUCCGCAUUCCCAAGAAGUUUGAUGGGACGUCGCGUGGUUUUGCAUUCAUCGAGUUUUUGACCAAGCGCGAUGCCCGUAAUGUAAUGGAACAGCUAUGUCAUACACAUUUGUUGGGGAGGCAUCUUGUUUUAAAUUACGCUGAGGAGGAUAAGAACGUGGAAGAAUUAAGAGAGAAAGUAAGACGAGAGUAUGUAGGAGAGACUGAAAGCGGAAGACCAAAAAAGAAAAGCAGAAUCAACCUAGAAGAAUGGCAGAAGAGUGUCCAGGGUGAAGAUAUGGACGAAGACUAA